CCGCGCCGCUGUGAAGCGGGCUCGGCCGCCGCUCGCCCGCCCAGAGCCGCCGGCGCCCCGCCAUGGUGCUGCCCGAGGAGCCGGCCGGGCUGUACCGGCCGCGGCCCGAGCUGCUGCCCGCGGCUCACGUCCCCUCGCUGCCUCACUACCAGCGCCUGUACCAGCGCUCCGUGGAGGAGCCGCACGAAUUUUGGGGUGAGAUCGCGAAAGAGUUUUACUGGAAGAGCCAGCACACGGGACCCUUUCUGAGGUACAACUUCGAUGUGACCAAGGGGAAGAUCUUCAUUGAGUGGAUGAAAGGGGCGACCACCAACAUCUGCUACAACCUCCUGGACAGGAAUGUCAACGAGAAGAAGCUUGGAGACAAAGUCGCUUUUUACUGGGAAGGGAAUGAACCUGGGGAUUCUGCAAAAAUCACAUACAGUGAGUUGCUGCACAAAGUCUGUCAGUUUGCCAACGUCCUCCGCAGCCAAGGAGUGAGAAAAGGAGACCGAAUUUCCAUUUACAUGCCAAUGAUCCUGGAGCUGGUGGUAGCCAUGCUUGCCUGUGCCAGGAUUGGAGCUCUGCACUCCAUUGUGUUUGCAGGUUUCUCAGCAGAGUCUCUCUGCGAGCGUAUCUUGGACUGUGGUUGUUCUCUCCUCAUCACAGCAGAUGCCUUUUAUCGAGGGGACAAGCUGAUCAACCUGAAGCAGAUUGCAGAUGAAGCCCUGCAGAAAUGUAAAGACAAGGGCUCCCCUCUGAAGAACUGCAUCGUGGUGAAGCACCUGGGGAAGGAAGAGACAGUGGUGGACGGGACGUGCAGCAAGUCUCCCCCUCUCAAAAGGCUGUGCCGGGACAUACAGGAAAAAAAGACUGAGAGCUCAGAGAGACUCCAUCCCAAGAUCCCCUGGAACCCAGCCAUGGACCUGUGGUGGCACGAGGUGAUGAGCAGUGCCAGCACGGAGUGCGAGCCCGAGUGGUGUGACUCGGAGGACGAACUCUUCAUCCUCUACACAAGCGGCUCAACUGGGAAACCCAAGGGUGUCCUGCAUACAGUGGGUGGAUACAUGCUUUAUGCUGCCACCUCGUUUAAAUACGUGUUUGAUUACCAACCUGAGGAUGUCUACUGGUGCACAGCUGAUGUUGGAUGGAUAACGGGCCAUUCCUACCUCACUUAUGGACCCUUGGCAAACGGGGCAACCAGUGUGCUGUUUGAAGGUGUCCCCACCUACCCAGAUGUUGGGCGAAUGUGGAGCAUCAUUGACAAGUACAAGGUGACCAAGUUCUACACAGCACCCACAGCCAUCCGGCUGCUGAUGAAGCAUGGGGAUGAGCCUGUCAAAAAGCACAGCAGGAAGUCUCUGAAGGUGCUGGGGACUGUUGGUGAGCCCAUCAACCCUGAGGCCUGGCUGUGGUACUACCGUGUGGUGGGAGAAGAGAGGUGCCCCAUUGUGGACACAUUCUGGCAGACAGAGACAGGUGGCCACAUGCUGACACCCCUCCCUGCUGCCACCCCCAUGAAGCCAGGUUCUGCUACGUUCCCCUUCUUCGGAGUGGUCCCUGCCAUCUUGAACGAGUCAGGGGAAGAGCUGGAAGGAGAAGCAGAAGGCUACCUGGUGUUUAAGCAGCCCUGGCCAGGAAUAAUGCGCACGCUGUAUGGAAACCACCAGCACUUUGAAACCACCUACUUCAAGAAGUUCCCUGGGUACUAUGUGACAGGAGAUGGUUGCAGGAGAGAUAAAGAUGGUUAUUACUGGAUCACAGGGCGAAUUGAUGACAUGUUGAAUGUUUCUGGCCACUUGCUGAGCACGGCAGAGGUGGAGUCAGCCCUGCUGGAGCACAGCGCCAUCUCGGAGGCCGCCGUGGUCAGCCACCCACACCCCCUGAAGGGCGAGUGCCUCUACUGCUUCGUGACCUUGAGGGAUGGCCACGAGUUCACCAAGAACCUGAUGGAUGAGCUGAAAAAACAAGUCAGAGAAAAAAUCGGGCCGAUAGCAACACCCGAUUACAUCCAGUGCGCCCCCAGCCUGCCCAAAACCCGCUCAGGAAAGAUCACCAGGCGGAUAUUAAGGAAGAUUGCCAAAAAUGACCAAGAUCUGGGGGACAUCUCCACCUUGGCAAACCCAGGCAUCAUAAAACAUCUUUUCAACAACAGAUGUGACACUAAGCAGUAGCAGUGUGACCUGGCCCUGCUGAGCAGAACUGUAGCAGGGGCAUCCUGAGGAGCAGGUCCCUUGAACAAGCCCUGGGAAGGAGACCUUCACCUCUGGAACGGAAUGUACCAACGUCAGGAACGAGGGGAAGGCUGGUCCUGGAGAGGCCACGUCCCACCUGCCUUGGAGGAGUGUGCAUCAUGUUCCAAAUGGGUAUCGUGCAGAGGGACUCCUCCUCCCUUUUCAGCACCUCGUUCUUGAUUUUUAAUUUUAUUGGGGGGGGGGGGGGGAUGUGUUAAUUAACUUUAUGUAAUUGAAGGGCCCUAGCGCAGUGGGAAGGAACUUUGGGGGGUGGGGGGGAAGUGGGGCUGGAGUUGCUCAAUGCAGGCAGGGAAGGGAGGUGCAUCUGCCACUGCCCACACACCAGCUAAGCUUCCUUGUCUCCUUGGAGUGCUGCAAGCUGCAGAACUUAAAAGCACCCUCACAUCUGGAGUUGUGUCUCACACCCCUUGUCUGAGCCUAGGAGAGCUCUGAAGGGGAGCAGGGCAGGGCUCAAGGGAGCUCUGUGCUUUAACCAGGGUUUGCAGAGCAAUUUGGUACCAAGAUCUGCUGCUUCCUAACUGCACAGUGCCAGCUGGCACCUUCCCAAUCCAGGGUCUUUUGCUGGCCAUGGACACGUUAGGGAGCCACGGGUGGUCUUGGAGGACAAGCCUUGGUCUGACAUGUUUCUAUAGAGCCCCACAGCUCUGUGGCUGCACAGCUGGAUGCUGCUGGUGAGGCCUGGGAUAGGGGUGGGUGCUGUGGAUACCAAAGGCUGGGAAAACUGGGAAAACAAAGCCCCUUGGAGGCACCUUUACCCCUGCAGGCAACCAGGAGCUGCAUUAUGGCACACCAGAACCUGUGCCCCAGCAGAGGCCAAGGCAGGCAGGGCUGUGUUAGUCCAGUUGAUGUUUUCUCAUCGGGGGGGAAAAAACAAACAGUAGGAGAUGCUUAAAGUUCACUUUUGCUUACAUCAGCCAUGGCUUUUUGAUGGGGGAGAGGAAAACACCCCAAAGCUCCUAGCCCAAGAGCCUGAACAUCACAUGGGUACUGCCAAAGCCAAUCUUCCAAGGAAUGACACCUACCCCCAGCUGGGACAGUGACCUCUUGUGUGAUGUCUGUAUGAAAACUGCAUGUGAACCCUGAUUUUUUGCACUUAAACCAAAGGUGAAACGGGCUUUAAAACUUGCUACAACAGCUUUUUUUUUGGGGGGGGGCAAGUGCCAACGUGUACAGGCUUUGCCUACACCCUGAGCUGAUCUUUGGUUGGGAAGGAUGAGGCAGCUGCCUCCAGGGCUGGGUGCUCAGGGCAAGUCUUGCUUGGUGCUCCAAGGGGCUGUUGUCCAAGUCCCCACUCUCAGUUCUUACCUGCUGCUCUCACCAGCACAGCACAUGUCUGUGGGCUCUGACUUCCAUGGGUGCCAGUGUCCCAUGCACCCCCACACACCUCUGUACCACUGGAUUGUGCCACCCCCUUGGCAGGGAUCCCCACCUCAUCUCUCCCCGUUACUCUUCAUCCGCUCUGUAGUUUUGGCUGGCAACAGCUGGAAUUUUAUGCAAAAUGGAAUAAAAUUCAAGGAAAUGGAAA
Molecule: messenger RNA, 3759 nt
Organism: Apus apus (common swift)
Lineage: Eukaryota; Metazoa; Chordata; Aves; Apodiformes; Apodidae
Gene: ACSS2
Product: acyl-CoA synthetase short chain family member 2
Exons: 19
Coding region: 63-2153 (696 amino acids)
Biological process (GO): acetyl-CoA biosynthetic process
Cellular component (GO): cytoplasm
Molecular function (GO): acetyl-CoA synthetase activity
Source: RefSeq, a predicted model, not a curated record